AAUACUACGUCACUCUCUUACCCAGAAACUGGCCGGUUAAUACCUUCGGCGCCGCUCCUCCUCCCCUCAGGUUUUCCCUGUCCGGCAGUGUGAGCUGUGCUGGUUUUUCUGCAGGCCGGACUUAUGGCCUCGAUGUUGAACUUCUACGGGCGUGUGGUGCUGGUCACCGGUGCCGGGGGAGGAUUGGGCCGAACCUAUGCCCUGGCUUUUGCAGAAAGAGGUGCAUCAGUUGUUGUGAAUGAUCUAGGAGGGGACAUGAAGGGAGUUGGUAAAGGCUCCUUAGCUGCUGAUAAAGUUGUUGAAGAAAUAAGAAGGAAAGGCGGAAAGGCAGUGGCCAACUAUGAUUCAGUGGAAGCAGGAGAGAAGAUUGUGAAGGCAGCGCUGGAUGCUUUUGGAAGAAUAGAUAUUGUGGUCAACAAUGCUGGAAUUCUGAGGGACCGUUCCUUUAGUAGAAUAAGUGAUGAAGACUGGGAUAUGAUCCAGAGAGUUCAUUUGCGGGGCUCAUUCAUGGUGACUCGGGCAGCAUGGGAUCACAUGAAGAAACAGAAUUUUGGAAGGAUCAUCAUGACUUCAUCAGCUGCAGGAAUAUAUGGCAAUUUUGGCCAGGCGAAUUAUAGUGCUGCAAAGCUGGGUCUUUUGGGCCUUUCAAAUAGUCUUGCAGUUGAAGGCAAGAAAAAUAACAUUCAUUGUAACACUGUUGCUCCUAUUGCUGGAUCAAGGAUGACCCAAGGCGUUCUGCCUGAAGAUCUUGUUGAAGCUCUGAAGCCAGAAUAUGUGGCACCCCUGGUCCUUUGGCUUUGCCAUGAGAGUUGUGAGGAAAACGGUAGCGUGUUUGAGGUUGGAGCAGGAUGGAUUGGAAAAUUACGUUGGGAGCGGACCCUUGGAGCCCUUGUAAGACAGAGGAAUCAGCCAGUGACUCCUGAGGCGGUGAAGGCUAACUGGACGAAGAUCUGUGAUUUUGAUAAUGCCACUAAGCCUCAGAGAAUUCAAGACUCAGUUAGCACCAUAAUUGAAGCUCUAAGUAAAAUAGAUUCUUCAGAUGGAGGAAUUUCAGCAAAUAAUCUCAGUCAUGCAACUUCAGCAGCCCCAUCAGGACUUGUUGAAGCUGUUGGCUAUAAAUUUCCACCAUUUUCUUCUUCGUAUACGGAGAUGGACACUAUUAUGUAUGCCCUUGGAGUGGGGGCGUCGAUCAAGGAACCGAAAGAUUUGAAAUUUAUUUACGAAGGAAAUUCUGAUUUCUCCUGUUUGCCAACUUUUGGAGUUAUUUUAGCUCAGAAAUCUCUUGGGGGUGGAGGAUUAGCAGAGAUUCCUGGGCUUUCAGUCAAUUUCACAAAGGUUCUUCAUGGGGAGCAUUACUUGGAGUUAUAUAAACCACUUCCCAACGCAGGAGACUUAAAAUGUGAAGCAGUUGUUGCUGAUGUCCUGGAUAAAAGAUCUGGUCUAGUAAUUCUUAUAGAUGUCUACUCUUACUCUGGAAAGGAACUUAUAUGUUAUAAUCAGUUCUCUGUCUUCGUUAUGGGCUCUGGAGGCUUUGGUGGAAAACGGACAUCGGACAAAGACAAGGUAGCUGUAGCCAUACCUAAUAGACCUCCUGAUGCUAUACUUACAGAUACCACCUCACUUAAUCAGGCUGCUUUGUACCGGCUCAGUGGAGACUGGAAUCCCCUGCACAUUGAUCCUGACUUUGCUAGCUUAGCAGGUUUUGAUAGGCCCAUUUUACAUGGAUUAUGUACAUUUGGAUUUUCUGCCAGGCAUGUUUUACAGCAGUAUGCAGAUCGUGAUGUGUUGAGAUUCAAGGCAAUUAAGGUUCGUUUUGCAAAACCAGUAUACCCAGGACAAACUCUACAAACUGAGAUGUGGAAGGAAGGAAAUAGAAUCCACUUUCAAACCAAGGUCCAAGAAACUGGAGACACUGUCAUUUCAAAUGCAUACGUGGAUCUUGUGCCAACAUCUGAUACUUUAGCUAAGAUACCAUCUGAGGGUGGAGAUCUUCAGAGUAACCUCGUGUUUGAGGAGAUAGGUCGCCGCCUUCAGGAUAUUGGGCAAGAAAUGGUGAAGAAAGUAAAUGCUGUGUUUGAGUGGCAUAUCACUAAAGGUGAAAAAAUUGCAGCUAAGUGGACUGUUGACCUAAAAAAUGGUCCUGGAAAAGUGUAUCGGGGCCCUGCAAAAGGUUCUGCUGAUGCAACCUUCAUACUUUCAGAUGAAGAUUUCAUGGAAGUAGUCUUGGGCAAGCUUGACCCUCAGAAGGCAUUCUUUAGUGGCAGACUGAAGGCCAGAGGGAACAUCAUGCUGAGCCAGAAGCUUCAGAUGAUUCUUAAAGACUAUGCCAAGAUCUGAAGGACAUACUACAAUAUCAAUUAAAAUAGAAAAAUUACAUACUCUCUUCACCUACAUACGCAAAAGUGAUCAGCAAAAAUGGUCAGAAUUAAGAUACAGGAGAAAUUGCUUCACAUUUUCAGAUUUCAGAUAACUUUUCAGAUACUCAUUUUCUACUAAUUUUUAUGUUAUUAUUUUUACAAGGAACUGUAAGCUGGCAUGUGAUUAUCCUUCUGUUCUUAGAUAUAUGUCUUCAUAAUAAAUUUUCACUCAAGUCCAGUCUCUUUAGAAUUAUGGUAACAUUUAAAACUUAUAAGGGAAAUUAAAUGAGUAAAGGCCACUUGAUGCCCAUUACACUUUAUUUUGUUAUUUUCUGUUAUCUGAUUUAUUGAUAUUCCAAUUUUAACAUGAAUUUUCACAUAAGUACUCAAUUUCAUACUUUGCUGUAAUAGCUAGUGUUCUGCUUUAAGGCAAGAUAAAGGUCUUUAUGUUUCCAAGUAGUUUUCUUUCUUCACCCCUCCCUUUUGCUAGAAAUUCUUACAUAUAAUGCUUGGAAAUCUAUCAAAUAUGUAAUUUCCUUUGAAAAAAAUUAACUAUAAUUUUGUAAAUUACAAAAUUAUAAAACUACAAUUUUGUAAAUUUGUAUUAAUUUCAGAGGUACAGCUUCAGAUUUUUUCAGGUUAUUACAAGAUAUUUAAUAUAGUUCCCUGUGCAAUACAGUAAA
Phacochoerus africanus (Common warthog) is the source of this 3040-nucleotide messenger RNA. RefSeq names its product hydroxysteroid 17-beta dehydrogenase 4 (gene HSD17B4). The record is from RefSeq and is a predicted model, not a curated record. The transcript is spliced from 24 exons. Bases 124 to 2337 code for a protein of 737 amino acids. NCBI's taxonomy places the organism in Eukaryota, Metazoa, Chordata, Mammalia, Artiodactyla, Suidae. Gene Ontology annotation, molecular function: oxidoreductase activity.